AAGUAUUUUCUAUGUAUACGUUGUUUUCCUUAAUCUUUUAAAAGACUUUUGGCUUCUUCCACUCCUUGCAUAUUCAUUUUUAUUUAUUUAACCCAGGUACAAUUUUAUCCCCUGUUCUCCUUUGUAUUUUAUUGUUAUAAGUUUCAUGAUUGAUUUGAAUUUAAAUACAUAAAUACUUUUGUGAAUAUAAAAUUUACCUAAUAUUAUUAAAACACGCAUAUUCAAACAGGCUGUUUCUGUCAUCUUAAUUUAUUAAAAAAAAAAAAAAACAUUACUGCAGUACCUCCUGAUGGGGGCGCUGUUUCAACACUGAUACUACGUAACCGCAGAAGAAGAAACUACUCACGCUUUAGCAAUACUUAUUUUGUUGUUGUUAAAAGAGAAACUGUCACUGCACGUAUUUAUCUCAGGGUUUGUCCAGUGGUUCUGCCCCAAAAAAGCGAUGCUGGUCACCGUUUUCUGCGCGCCGAGGGAUCGUCCAGAAAGCACGUUUGCCCUCGAGGUGUCCCCGGAGCUGGAGCUGAGAGACUUUGUAGCACUUUGUGAACUGGAGUCGGGUAUUCCUGCCGGGGAAAUUCAGAUCACAUAUGUAGAGCAGCCGCUAAAGGACCCCACGCGUGCCUUGGGGAAUUAUGGGGUUAAGGACGGCGAUGUUGUGGUUCUACGACAAGCGGACCGAAGGCCGCCACCGACUCAGCCAGCCUUGUCAGGUCUGCCCCGUAUCGACUUUCGCUCCAUCACAGUCCCAGGUACGUCUUCAUCAACCAACCAGCGCAGCUCUAUAAGGCCGCCGCCGCCACAGCAGCAGCCGCCGACUCAACCGCCGCCGCCACAGCAGCCUCGGCCUGCGCAGCCUUCCACACCUACGGCCUCUCGUGGCUCCUUCCCCCAGGGGCUGGACGACCCCGCCUUACUCCAGCAGAUGCUCUUAUCAAAUCCACACGAGCUCUCGCUCCUAAAAGAGAGAAACCCUCCGCUAGCCGAGGCCCUGCUGAGUGGAGAUUUAGAGCGUUUCACCAAAGUGCUGCUGGAGCAGCAGCAGGACCGAGCCAAACGGGAACAAGAGCGGAUCAGACUUCUGACUGCUGAUCCAUUUGAUUUAGAAGCCCAAGCAAAGAUUGAAGAAGACAUCAGGCAACAUAACGUGGAGGAAAACAUGACCAUUGCAAUGGAGGAAGCCCCAGAAAGCUUUGGACAGGUGGUUAUGCUCUACAUUAACUGCAGAGUCAACGGCCACCCAGUAAAAGCUUUUGUCGACUCAGGAGCCCAGAUGACCAUCAUGAGCCAAGCGUGUGCGGAGCGCUGUAAUAUCAUGCGGUUGGUGGACCGACGCUGGGCCGGGAUCGCCAAAGGAGUGGGAACUCAGAAAAUCAUCGGGAGAGUUCAUCUGGCUCAGGUACAAAUUGAGGGAGAUUUUCUUCCCUGUUCUUUCUCCAUUCUGGAAGACCAGCCCAUGGACAUGCUGCUGGGCCUGGACAUGCUGAAGAGACACCAGUGCUCAAUAGACCUGAAGAAGAACUUGCUGGUAAUUGGCACCACGGGCACCGAAACCCGCUUCCUGUCGGAGGCGGAGCUGCCAGAGUGCGCCCGGCUGGCGUACGGCGCGGAGGGCCGUGAAGACGCCCGUCCAGAGGAAAUAGCCGACAGAGAGCUGGCAGAGGCGCUUCAGAGGUCCAUACAGGAAAGCGGUGAGCAGCCGGAGUCUGUUCAUGGAGCCACGUUUGCAUGAAAGCUUCUUACUCUCAUUUAUGCCGUCAUCUGAACGUUUAGUUCCUGAUCACGCCGUUUUCACUGUGUACCACGAAAGAGGACGAGGAUUUGGUUCAAUAACCCUCAUUAUCAGCAUAUAGAAGAUUGAUUUUUAUCAACAUGGCUAGUAACUUUUAUCUUUCUUUGUAUCAUAAAUAAUUCAUGACGCAUUUAUCACAGAGUAAACUAACAUUUUAGAUGUUUAUAAAGAGAAAGUGUCAGUAAAAGCAAAAGUUAUUCAUGUUUUUAGACACAGACCUCAGAGAAAAGCCCAGAGCUGAACGAAGCGAGGCGUCAGGGAUGUUACUCUGCUCGCUCUGCGGUUGUUUCUGGAGGACCCUUUUCACGCGCGUGCGUGCGUGUGAAAAGGCCGAUGGUUUGGUGCAUGCCCUGUGUGUGACUGCUAACUCUCUCCGUCCC
Messenger RNA from Oryzias melastigma (Indian medaka), 2169 nucleotides. Its product is annotated as DNA-damage inducible protein 2. The coding region runs from base 443 to 1729 and encodes 428 amino acids. Gene Ontology annotation, biological process: proteolysis. Lineage: Eukaryota; Metazoa; Chordata; Actinopteri; Beloniformes; Adrianichthyidae. Gene Ontology annotation, molecular function: aspartic-type endopeptidase activity; protein binding. The record is from RefSeq and is a predicted model, not a curated record. The transcript is spliced from 9 exons.